Messenger RNA from Bombyx mori (domestic silkworm), 7434 nucleotides. It is a transcript of the gene Prp4k, whose product is annotated as serine/threonine-protein kinase PRP4 homolog. The transcript has 10 exons. Gene Ontology annotation, molecular function: ATP binding; protein serine/threonine kinase activity. The coding region runs from base 344 to 3208 and encodes 954 amino acids. Lineage: Eukaryota; Metazoa; Arthropoda; Insecta; Lepidoptera; Bombycidae. The record is from RefSeq and is a predicted model, not a curated record. Gene Ontology annotation, biological process: peptidyl-serine phosphorylation; mRNA cis splicing, via spliceosome; peptidyl-threonine phosphorylation.
UCUGUAAAAACAAAAUAAAUCGUGACGGUUUGAUACUUUGAUAGAUAGAGUGUCACGUUUAUUAUUUUAUAGUUUUGUUCUACUUAAAUAGUAGUAACCUACUCAUUAAAGGUGAAGUUUAGUUACAAUAAUUUAAAGCUAAAUAGAAAUACAUUUUCUCUAAGUUACUGUACAGUUCACACAUUUUUAUUAUUGAAUUUAUUCAAAGUUUAUCGAACUAUUUGUCUGUGAAACAAUGCCCACAAAUGUUUGGAUUUUUUCGUAAUUUAGUUUGUUUUUUGGAAAGAUUGCAACGGGAAUAGCGAAUACUGUGAACUUGAACAGUGACAGUGCCAGAUUUAAAAUGGGAAAAGAGUCUAAGUUAGAUGACAUAACUAAUGGUGAUAAUUAUGAAGAAGAUGGAAAAAAGAAAAAGAAAAGCAAGAAACAUAAAAAACACAAAAGACCGACUGCCGAUGAAGAGGAUUCUGUAAAUUUACAUAAAAAGAAAAAGAAAUCUAAAAAGGUGAAACAACAGAGCCGAGAACCGGAGAGUGAAACUUCCUUAUCUGAUGUUGAAGAUUUGAUCAACAAAUCCAAACGGUGUCAGUCGAAAACUGGCAACAACUCUGAAUUACAUUCUCCUUUGAUAGAUUCUAUAAGUACAAUACGUCGGGCUUCUCAAAAUGGGGACACUAAUUCCCAUUAUAAGAAUCACAAUAGAAUAGUAGAAAUCAAAGAGGACACGUUAGAAAUAAUAUCAUCAAAUUCUGAAACAGAAAAUUAUCAGGAAGAUUGUGCAAGUCCCGAACUAACAAUGAUCGAAGACGAUCUUAAUUUAGAAGAACUCAUGAGACAAAAAGAACUAUUACAAGCUAGACUUGUAGCAUAUUUUUCUGAUAAAAGUGACGAAGAAAGUAUUGACGCCAAAGAUGACAAACCUGAUGAAAUUAUUUGUAUAAAUGACGAUGUGGAAUCGCCCGAACCGAAAAAAUCCAAGAAAGAUCAUAAACAUAGGAGCAAACACAAAUCAAGCAAGGACAAGAUUUCAGAAAAACAUAAACCUCGUCGGCAAGAAGAAGACUUACGUGAUAUCAUUAACAGAGAAAGCAGAAGAGAAAUGGAGAAGAAGAGAGAAAUAGAAGAUAAAGAAUAUCGUGACAAGAGAGAGAAAGAAAAGCGUAAACAAGAAGAACGGGAACGUGAACGGGAAAAGGAACGAAAGCGUGAGAGGGAACGCGAGAAAGAAAAAGAAAGGGAACGUGAACGCGACCGAGACAAAGAACGCGAGCGUGAUCGUGAACGAGACAGGGAGCGGGAUCGCGAACGAGACAGAGAACGCGAUCGAGAGCGAGAUCGUGAACGAGAACGGGAACGAGAAAGAGAGCGAGAUAAAGAUCGAGAGAGGAUAAGGGACAGAGAUCGCAAAUCGUCUGAAAUCAGGCGUCGCGAGCAGGAAACGUCUAGAAGCCGAAGACAGACACGAGAUAGAACUGCGGAACGGGCAAUACGCAGAUCCCGAGAAAGAUCAGUCGUGAAGAUGAGGGAACGAUCUCGAGAACGGUCACCUGAACGAGCUUCAAAUAACCGAUUGAGACACUUCCAUAGAGACAGACAUUCACCCGGGCGCAACAGAGAGACAAACAGAGACCGUUCACAAGAAGCUUCGUGUUCCAGGAGCCACAGAAAGGGCACCCCCGAUGUCACGCACGUGAUACCCAGCUCUAGCGAUGAAGAGUUGAACAUCGAUAUAAACACUGAUGAUGAUGAAGAAGAGACCGAGAAACAGAUAAUCGAGCGACGACGCAAACAGAGAGAGCAGCUCAUGAAGAAACUUGGAUGCGAUACUCAGUCGACAUCUGAAGGGAAUUCGACCGUGGAACGCACGCAAAACGCAACGGCUUCACCGUUUAGCCCGCAAAGCCAACGUUCUGUGUCGCCCACUUCGAAAAAUAAGUCACACGACCACAAGGAAAAGAAUAAAGAAGAAAGGAAACACAUUAGGACGGAGACACGCAGUGAAACGCUCAUCAAGAAAAUCGAGAACGAAUCUAAGAGCACAAUCAAACUGCAAAAGUCUAAUAAAGAUAGCGAAUGGGAUAUGUUCGCGGAUCAAGACAACUUUGAUAGCGUCGAUACGCCGACGACAGGAGAUUCAAAGACUAAACUUGCUACGGAGAAUCCGUCACUAACAGAUAACUGGGAUGACGCUGAGGGGUACUACAGAGUUCGUAUCGGCGAAACAUUGGACAACCGCUACAAUGUGUACGGGUACACGGGCCAGGGUGUGUUCUCUAACGUGGUGCGAGCCAGGGACCAGGCCAGGAGUAACACUGAUGUUGCCGUCAAGAUCAUAAGGAACAAUGAGAUCAUGCACAAAACCGGUCUCCGCGAGCUGGAGAUACUAAAACGUUUGAACGACGCCGAUCCAGAGGACAAAUUCCACUGUCUCCGUUUGUUCCGGCACUUCUUCCACAAACGUCACCUGUGCAUGGUGCUCGAACCGCUCUCGAUGAACCUGAGGGAGGUCCUAAAGAAAUACGGAAAGAACAGCGGCAUCCACAUCAAGGCGGUUAGGAGUUACACGCAACAGAUGCUGCUAGCCCUCAAGCUAUUGAAGAAGACGGGCAUCGUACAUGCCGAUAUAAAACCCGACAACAUCUUGGUAAACGAGAACAAACUAAAUCUGAAACUUUGCGAUUUCGGAGCGGCGUCCCAGGUCACCGACAACGAGAUCACACCCUACCUGGUGUCCAGGUUCUAUAGGGCGCCAGAGAUAAUCCUGGGCGUUCCAUACGAUCACGGCAUCGAUAUGUGGUCGACUGCGUGCACAAUAUACGAACUGUCGACCGGGAAGAUAAUGUUCAGUGGCAAGUCCAAUAAUGAAAUGUUGAAGUACUUCAUGGAUCUGAAAGGAAAAAUACCCAAUAAAAUCAUCAAGAAGGGACAUUUCAAAGAGCAACAUUUCGAUGCGAAUUGCAACUUCUUGUAUCACGAACUGGAUAAGAUCACCGAGAGGGAGAAAGUGGUGAUAAUAUCCAGCAUAAAACCUACAAGAGAUCUACAAACUGAACUAGCGCCACCGCAUCACAGGCUGCCUCUACCAGAGGCCAAGAAGAUCUCCCAACUGAAGGACUUACUAGAACGCAUGCUUAUGUUGGAUCCGGCCAAGAGAGCCUCUGUCAACCACUGCUUAGCUCAUCCCUUCAUACAAGAAAAACUUAUGUAGCCCAAGCUAAAAGCCCAUGUGAACACCAAAAAGCGAAACCAUUAAAUUGACGUUAGAAAUUAAUGCCACAUAAAUAAAUAUAUACAAGUUUUGGUUCGAAUUCAACAUUCAACUCAGAGAAGAUGUUGCUUGAAGAACAGUGUUUGUGUGUUUGAUGACUUUUUGAAUAAGCGUUACAUGAAGUCCUGCGAUUGGUAGAUUAAAGCACUUUUACAUACGAUUUGAUCUCUUUUUUUUGUUUUUUCUUCUUUUACAAGCUAAAAUCUUUGUGAUAAAGAUAAAAUGGUAAUCUAUUUUUUUAUUGCUUUAUAACUAUCUAAAUAUUACAUAAAAGGAAAGUAGGUACAUAUAUGUUUGUACUGUAUGCGUUCGCACACAGAUUAACUGAUUCAUUUAAUAUUCUAUUGUCUUCUUGGGAAACUAUUUUGUUUAUAGUACCCUCAACGAAUGAUACUAAAUUAAUCUAGUGACUAAAUAAACACGAGAUAGUCCUAAAAGUGUUUCAAUCAUCACUCACAGGGCAAAUUGUUGAAAUUCGAAUCCUUACUUAGUAUAAUCUGUUAAAAUUGGGAAAUACAACCACAGAUUAAUUAAAGAAUGUCAUUGAAGCAUGACCACCGUCCAGAGACAUGUUAUAUUUUUUAUUUGCGAUUUUUUAAUGAAAACAAAGCUUGAUUUUGUUCAUAUUUGCCAAUUUUUAAUGUAAUAUAUUAAUAACUUGGAAGUUUCAUUACUAAGUGAUUAUGCAAAUGUUGACUGGGAGGCCAAUUUAAAUAUUAACUUGUUGAAUGACAGUUCAGUGUCCGCUACUUUUAAUUCAGCAUUGGUCUACAUUAAACCUACAAGUAGUAGAUAAUACAAAUUCAAUGCCCCACUAAAAUCUCAUGUAGGGUGUCACAAUACACCGUCACCGGUAGAUACAAAUAAUUGUUAAGAUCUCAUUACGUACGAGUUCGACUUACAUUCUUUAAAUAAUCGAAAACUGGUUGUAUUAAUAUGUUUAGUUGAAAUGUAAUAUUCAUUUGAUUUCUCGCACAAUAAUUAUUGACACAUUAUUUAUGAUUAAGUUUGGUGAUGCAGCGAAUACGAAUAGUUGGCUGAAAUUAACACGACGUACAUUACCGUCCAAAAGUUUGGAAACAGCCAGGUAAAUUUUAAAUUAAAUAUAAACAAAAUGAAAAUUUAACUUUACGUUAUGAAAUAUGAAUAUUCCCUCAAACUUCAUCGCCAUCAUCCUCAUCGAAGUGUACGCCUAUCUCUGUUAUUAUCUUCUUGCACAUUUUAAGCAUUCUAUUAAUAAAUCUCUUAAAAUUUUCUUCAUCCAACUUGUUCCAAUCGCUCUCCAAUAGUGGCCACAAAUGUUCUCAGAUUGUUGGUGAUCGAUUUUUUACCCUUCCGUAGUGUUCAUCCCAGACAAGUUCGAAGGUGAAGUUAUACCCUUGAUUUGUUGUGGUUUAGGUAUUGGAAUUUAGGCCUACCAGAUGUUUUUCUAUCUUAUUUUUUCCCUGCUUCUUGUUUUUUUAGAAACUAUGUAGUAGACACCUUUACUCGAGAUUCCGAGUCUUUUACGGAUGGCUUAAGACGAACUAAGUUAUUAAACACGUGACACGUCAAAAUUAUGGUAUAAAAUUAAUCUUUCGCUUGUCGACAAUGUUUUUGUUGAAUAAAAACAGGUGUGCUUCUAAACUUUUGGACGGUAGUGUAUAUCGUUUUUCUUAAGUUUUAUUAUGUACAAGUAUUGGAUACAAAGGUAUACCAGACAGCGAAUUUUUUGAUGAGUCACAAAAAUAAAUUCACAACGGCAACCGAUCGAAUUGUUUAAUUGAGGGUAAUCGGAAAAAAAAUAUUGUCAAGUAUAUUUCUACGGACAAGUCAAUGUUAGGAAUGUGCUGUGUAUCUGUAUAUACAUUUUUUCUUUGCGAAUGUCUUGAAAGUAUUCGGGGAAUUCGAAUAUUCGUUGCAACACUGAUUAAGUUAGCCUUAAGCUUAUUUCAAACGACUCGUUUAUGACGUCAAUACGAGACUCAAAAAAUUUGUGGCUGUAACAUCUAAUGUCGAUUUGAAUUGGUUCUUGCGAAUCUAAUCUAUCACUUGGGCUUUCGAUUAAUGUAUUAAAAAGUAUGUACAUCUAGAUCUAGUAAGAUUUUUUCCGGUAAAACUGUGUUUCACUAUUGAAUAUUCCUUUAGAUAGAAGUUUUUGGCGGCACUUAUCGGAAAAUGUAUUUUUUACACUGAUUAUAAUUAUAUAGCUGAAUCUAGUUUAAUUUGUUGGUUCAGUUCAAUGACUUAAUUUAAUGAAAUUCUAGAACAUUCGUGACUCCUUCGUAUUCUGUAGUUAAGUUAUGAGCGCUAAUAGGCCAAGCUGUGUUCUGGUUCUCAUUCAAGAAGUCACCGUUUUGAAGUUUGGUUCGAGACUACUAUAUUUUCUAUAGUUUCUAAAGUAAUACGAAAAUCUUAAGUUUAUGAUUAUGCUCCGUAAAUCGUUGUUCGGUACGUGAAUAUAGUUUAUAUAUACAUUGUUAAUUAGAGAUAGUGACUGAUGACUAUCUACUGACUAGAUGAAACCCAAGUUACUACUUCGAUAGUUCAUCUAAUAAAAACACUUUAAUAAAUUUACAAACCAAUAUUCAGUAAUGUUCUUAUUUAGGCUGUAUUUCGUAUAAAUUUGUCCCCGGUAAGAAGUGUCACAUCGACAUUGUUAUUUUUUUCAAUAGCAGAUACUCUGGGAACGAUAAUACCUUCUAGAUUACAUAAUAUAUCUAGUAGCGAUGUUUUCCGAAUAGCAAUAAUUCGAUUGAUUUACUUCCAUAGAAUUUAAUUAAAAUAAAAAAUCGUAUAUUUCUGGAGAGUUUGAAUUGUAAAAUUAAAUGAAGAAGCUUAUGAUAUAUUCGGGCGAUUAUUGUUUGAUGUGACUGAAUUUUACAACAGAUAUUUCUUAUGUAGCAUUUUCAAGGAAUUAGCACAAUUAUAAAGCAGAAACCGUAUUGUAUUAUUAUAAUUGUUUGAAACAUUACGUGAUAAAGUAACUUGGUUGCGAAGUGCGUGACUGUUAUUGCAUAUUCGAUUUUGUAUCAACUAGCCUUAGACAGACAGUUGUAAAUAUUCAAUAAGCUGAUUUAAAAAUCAAAUAAGAAUCUAUAAAUUUUGUAUGAAACACGAAGAUCGUAAUAUUUUUUCUAAAUACAUGUGGAUUAUCAAACUGUGUUUUAGAUGAAGUAAAUGUACUUGUGACAAAGCAAUGUCUGGGUAAGAACAACACGGUUUCGUGGGAGUUGAGCGUUAAUCUUAUUGGGAAGUAAUCGAGUCGACGUAUGCGUGAAAAAUUUGAAGGCAUUUCGUUUGCAAUCGGCGUUACAAUGUCUCUAGAGAUUGUUAUCCUAUAAAGCAUGGACGGCAGAGAUAAGGAGGACAAACUUACAUGGGAGACGAUUUGAAAAUGUGUUCAUCUGUAAGCGGAAAAUUACAACUCGAAAAUCCAUAUGAAUGUAGCUUUUAUAAACGGAGUGAAGUGGGCAGAGUUGAACAAUAAUAAUAAUUUUUGUAUCUUUGAAAUGACACGACUCACUACAGUGGGGCCAUCUUAAUCGGUCGCUUUUCGACAGACACGUUUUUAUACAGAACUAUAUAGCUUUUGCCCGCAACUUCGUCCGUCUGGAAUAGUUACUUUGGCAUAACGCUAAAUUUUACCCUCCUCAUUUACGUAGCAAGUGAAAAUAUUUCUGAAUAAUAGAAUGUUAAGGUGCUAAGGUACCAAAAUCACGCUUUUUAACCGACUUAAAAAGAGGACGUUAUCAAUUCGACCAUAAUUUUUUAUCUAUGUCUAUCUCAUACAUUAGGUACUGUAGCGAAACCUUAACCGUUUCCGCAGCGCACGCAGUGGAAGCUCUCAAAAGAGAUUAAAAGCCCGAUUUUGAAACAUUCUUUAUUGGUGCUCCGCUUGCAUUGGGCUUGGCGUGAUGUUAUAUAGCCUAUAGCCUUCUUCGAUAAAUGAGCUAUCUAACAUUGAAAGAAUUUUUCAAAUCGGUACAACCAGUAGUUCCUGAUUAGCGCGUUCAAACAAACAAACUCUUCAGCUUUAUAAUAUUUUUAUACAGAAUGUUCUCGUUACCUCUGCCCCUUGUAAAGUUAGAACAAAGGUUUCAGUGAUGACUUCGGCUGCACUGGCGACUGACAGUAACGCGGUGUUCCGUGACAUGUUGAUGGAUAAUAAAUUAGUAAGAAUUGUA